UCGUUUGACAAGUUUUUGCGUUAUCUUUACUUUUAUGCGUUCUGGAAGAAUACCCCAAUAUUGGAGUGAUGUGUAUUAUGAGUGUUGAGCAAGUUUGAAUCCCUUAUAUCCGACUCAUAUAAGGUGGUAUCAGAACCCGGUUCAUGCUUAUGGGCAAUUUUUUUGAAGAUCUUGAUAGUAUUCUUAAGUUUCAUGAAGAUUCGUUGAGCCACUGACAUGGAAGAAGCAAUCAGAGCUUUGACGACUCAGAUGGAAAUGAUGAUGCAAGAACAAGCUACUCAAGAGGCAAGGAUGGAUGCUCAGUUGGAUGCCUCCCAGGCAAGAUUAAAAGCACCAGAAAUGAAGGAGUCCCAGAGAAAUCAAGCCAUGACCGAUCCUAAGUAUACAGAGGAAUUGAAUGAGUAUGUCGAAAGGAGAAAGAAGAUAGUCGACCCCGGUCUUUGGAACGAUAUGCAGAAGUCAUUGGCUGCCCUGAAGUUGGCACUCCUAAAAGAAGAGACAUUGUCGAAACCAACGGGGUUUCAUGAACCCUGUGUUGUUUGAUCAAAACAAGUUGCGAACUCUGCAACAUUGUUUAUGAAGAAGAGGACGAGUCAAAGGAUGCAACAACAACUUGCGAGUUCCUUGAAGGCAACAUACUGGUUUCUCCAACAAUAGAAACUCCAGAGCAAAAGAAACUCGACGAGAUGGAAUCAUCAACCAACUUUUCAGAACAACAGAAGGAAGAGGGAGGUUUCUACGAGAUGGCCGGUCUCGAUGGAAAAGGGGUAGAUGGUUUAUCUCGAUCCUUUUUACAACUAUUGUGAUGAUGAUUUCUCAUGCAGGAACAUACAAGCUUUGACGGAAAAGUUUUCCCAAUGGGGAGGGACUGAUGUGAUCCUAGAUUGUAAUCCAAAACCAGUUCCAUUGAUGUUCAAAGAAGAAAUCAAGUAAAGGGAAGAAGAAGCUGGAAAUUUGGCUAACUAUGGAAAUAGUGUCAGAGUACCUACUUUGGAGGUUUGUAUCUUCAUCUUGGAAGAUAAUCAAUGGGAGUUUGGGGUUGGAAAUCAAAUUAUAAAUUCAAU
This is a messenger RNA of Linum trigynum, 1064 nucleotides long. The record is from the annotation of a GenBank genome assembly. Lineage: Eukaryota; Viridiplantae; Streptophyta; Magnoliopsida; Malpighiales; Linaceae.